Cyprinodon tularosa is the source of this 1026-nucleotide messenger RNA. Its product is annotated as cytosolic 5'-nucleotidase 1A-like. NCBI's taxonomy places the organism in Eukaryota, Metazoa, Chordata, Actinopteri, Cyprinodontiformes, Cyprinodontidae. Gene Ontology annotation, biological process: nucleotide metabolic process; adenosine metabolic process. Gene Ontology annotation, molecular function: nucleotide binding; magnesium ion binding; 5'-nucleotidase activity. Gene Ontology annotation, cellular component: cytosol; cytoplasm. The record is from RefSeq and is a predicted model, not a curated record. Bases 1 to 756 code for a protein of 251 amino acids. The transcript is spliced from 4 exons.
AUGAAUGUCAACAGUCGACUGAGGGAGCUUAACCCUGACAGUGAGGAGCUGUUUGACAUCAUAUUGAUGACUAGCAGCAAUGCUAAAGACGUUCGACGCUUUAGAAACAGCAUUAAUCACUACGGUUUGACCAUAGAGACAAUCUGUAUGACUGGAGGGAGAAGUCCUAUAGGUUACCUGCAGGCCUACAUGACAAACCUUUACCUUUCUAAGGAUUCAAAGAAGGUCAAAGAUGCUAUAGAUGAAGGAAUUGCUGCAGGUACCCUGUUUAUGCCACAAAAGGAAAGCGAUCUGAGUGAGACUGAGCUAAGAGUGGCGUUUGAUGGUGACGCCGUCAUUUUCUCAGACGAGUCAGAAAAGAUCUAUAAGCAACAAGGCCUUGACGGUUUCAAUGAGCAUGAGAAAAACAACGAGAACACACCCUUGGCUCAGGGUCAAUUGAAGGGUUUCCUGGAGGCACUUGGAAACCUCCAGAGAAAAUUUUAUGAGAAGAACCAACGUAUUAAUUGCCCGAUACGAACCUUCCUGGUCACUUCUCGUGGUGCUGCGAGCUCUGGGGCUCGUGUCCUGAAGACCCUCCGAAACUGGGGCCUGGAAAUUGAUGAGGCCCUCUUCCUUGCUGGGGCUCCAAAGGGGCCCCUGCUGCAGAAGAUCAGACCUCAUAUCUUCUUUGAUGACCAGAUGCACCAUAUUGAGGGGGCCCAGAAACUGGGAACCAUAUCUGCACAUGUCCCUUAUGGAAUAGGACAGAAGUAGCACAAAGGGGAACUCAUUGAGCAGCCAGAAAAAAAGGAGUAACUUGAAGUGAAACACUAAAAUUUAUCUCCAUGGGAAGAGAUUAGCUCCACAUUAGUAAUAUUUAUAUAUAAAACAUGCCCCUCUAAAGAAAAAGUUUGGAUGUAGCUAAUUAAAUGGUUUUUGAAGCCUAUAAAAUGAGAUUAUAAUUUGUACCAAAUAUUUUUAAAAGAACAGUUUGGUAGUGGCCCAUUAAGUUCUCUUUAUAAAACUAAAAAGACAAAAAAAAAA